Messenger RNA from Anolis carolinensis (green anole), 6204 nucleotides. RefSeq names its product armadillo like helical domain containing 4 (gene armh4). Bases 248 to 2494 code for a protein of 748 amino acids. NCBI's taxonomy places the organism in Eukaryota, Metazoa, Chordata, Lepidosauria, Squamata, Anolidae. The transcript is spliced from 8 exons. The record is from RefSeq and is a predicted model, not a curated record.
CGAAGGAGGGCUCGGGGAGGCGGGUGGGUGUAUCUUGCUACUGUCUCUGCCCAAUCUCCGAGCCGGGGAAGGAGUACCUUAUGAAUAUGAAAAGCAUCCCAGCUCCCUCUGUUCCCUCCCUUUCUGUCCUCCUCUCCUUGGCCAUGAAGGCAGCAGCCGAGCAGCUGUGAAAUCCGGAUGCUGGGGACCAGCGGCGAAGAUCUCUUCCUCUCGGGCACCUCAAAGAUGCUUCCUAGCUAAAGAGAAGAUGGGCGUUCAGGGCUCAUCCGCCGGUGCCAUGGGAUUUGCUUGUUUCUAUGCAAACUUCUCCUCCACCGUGAGACGUCGGAUGGGGCUGCCUGCGUUCCUUGCCAUCUGCUUCGUUCUGCUGAGCUUCUGCAGCUUGCCAUGCCUCGCUUUCCGCAGUCCGGAGGGAAGGCACAUCAGGAGACUACAGAGGGCCUUAGCAGCAGGGAUCGGCUCGGAAGAUGUGGCCAACGCGAGCCUCUCAAGCCCAGAAAGUAACUUCAGUUUACCUUUGCAAACAACCAGCACCCUUGCCUCCGAAAGCUUGUACAGAACCCCAUCAGAGCCAUCUGGGAGUUCGGUCUACACAGCCACCACCAUUAAAGCAACACUGCAGAGCAUUUUGGGCGUUCCCGGUUUCUUGGGAGGCCAGAAUUCGGAUAUUUCUAGCAUUGCAGAGGCAGGAGUUGAGGCAAACGAAAGGCAGUUCCUUACCAGUGAACCCAAAAAAGAGCUGGAUCAGAAGGCGACAGUUUUGACUCCUCUAGUUUCUAAUGUUCAGGAUGAUGUCCCAGAUAGAGACAGUGGUGGGGGAGUGGGACCUAUCUCUCCAGGGGAUUUAUAUGGGGAAGUUUUUACACCCAUUAUCCCAGAAAGCAUCAGCUACUCAGCCACAGUCCAGCCAAUCACACGAGGACAGAUGGCAAGUCUUCCUUUUACAAUGUCUGGUGACCAAACCACAAAUCCAUCCCCUCCCCUUGGCCGUGCAGUCGAUUCUGAGCAAACCCCAAACGGAGGUAGGCCAUUGGUUUCAGAAGGCACAGAGUCUACUGUAAAGCCCACUUUACUUCCCACCAAUGGGGAUAUUGGCUUGGAAGUGGGUGCCUCCACCAAUCCAGGGCAACCCAAAGGCAACCCCACCGGUGCUCCUGGUGCCGUGCCAAUGAGCGACGACUGGGAUGAUACAAAACUUGCACCGAGCACUCAUGCAAGGGCAACACAGCUGGAAAUGGUGAGCCAGCUCCACAUAGUCACCGAACUUUACCCUUCAGCAGAAGGAGAGGAGGAAGAAGAUGAUGUCAAAAGGGUCCCGCCACGGAUUUUGGCAGCGAAAGAAAGCGAAGGUAUUCUGACUGCCGCAAGCUUGGUCUCCACUCAGGGUGGACCAUCCACUAUGUCCUCAACCGGCUUGGAUCAUGUCCAAACCACUCAUCCAUCAAUGAAGUCUGAAGAUCCUGCUGAAGGCAGAGAGGAAAAGCCAGGGACAGCUGAGACGCAACAUCCAGAGACCGCCACCACAACCGACGUCACCAAAUCCAGCAUCUUCCAAAGCCAAGGAGUUCCCAUAAGAGGGGCAGCAACGGCAUCCCACGACUUUGAUGAUCUCUUCCCAGCUGUGACACCUGGAGACUUCACUACUCAAGAACAUCAGGCGACCGAAGAAAGAGCGUCAGUCACUCUUCCUGGUGCUUCCCCAUUGCUGAAGCAGUCUGAAAUCUCUGCAAAUACUGCAUCCCCUACCUACGUUACUGUUGUUGAAACAUUGGAUGUUGGAGUUCCUGCCACAUCUCAAGAAAAGGCCGGGGUUGCUUCCAUUGCUGAAGCUCCGACUGAACCAAGAGUGCGGACGGAAGAGAUCUUUGGCGUGACCGAAGCCAUGGCCGCUCCUCCUUCCUCGGCAUCUGCCACAAGGAAGACCACUGUCCCUGCCACGCACCAGAUAACCACAGCUGCCACCUAUGAGCUGGACAGACUGGAAUCGGAAGAGGAAGAGGAGGAGGAAGAAGAGGAAGAAGAGGAGGACGAAGAGGAACCAGAUGAAGAGGAUGAGGACGAGGAGGAAGAAGAUAAUGACGAUGAUAGAGACCUGAAUGAAGCUUUGGAUGGAGAUGCUGACCUGUCCAGUUUCACGGUUCCUGGGGAGACUUCGCAGGAACCUUUGGAAGAGCUGGAGAACCCGGUAGGAGAGCUCUCCGGAGUCUCUUACCAGGUGCCAAGCGCAAUCGAAUGGGAACAGCAGAACCAAGGACUCGUGAGAAGCUGGAUGGAAAAGUUGAAAGAUAAGGCAGGCUACAUGUCUGGGAUGCUGGUCCCGGUGGGAGUUGGUAUCGCUGGAGCCCUUUUCAUCCUGGGAGCGCUUUACAGCAUCAAGAUCAUGAACCGCAGACGCAGGAAUGGAUUCAAGAGGCACAAGCGAAAGCAGAGGGAAUUUAACAGCAUGCAAGACCGGGUGAUGCUUUUAGCCGACAGCUCCGAAGAUGAAUUUUGAAUCAGACUGCACCGCCGCGGCAGCGUCGUGAUCUCGAGUGACUCUCUCUCUCUGUCUCUCUCUUUCUAUAUAUUUUUUUCCUGCAAAGGGAGGUGGGCCAGGAGAAGGCAUUUUUUCUGCUGCAUCACAGCUGCCAACCACAUUCCCGCACGGCAGUGGCAGUUUGUACAGCCCGUCCCCGAACGAAACCACACACUCACUUCCAAAACACCCACACCGAAAAAGAGCAUGCUGCAGCGCAAGCGUAACACACAACUACAUUUGAUAUUUUUUAAUACAUAUAUAUAUAUAGACACCCAAUACUGUGGCAGUGCAACUUCAUAGUCAUGCGCUGCAUGUCAUUCAGAGGUAGUGUCGACAACGGAUACAGUGGCACAGAGGCCGAAAUGCGGGAUAAGAGACCUUCAAAUAUUAAUUUCUAUUCUGGCCGACAGCGAUCAAGCUGUCGCCGGUCUUGUUACAGUUAUUGGGGAAGGAAGAUACAUUCUGUUCCUCAAAGUCUUCUGCCUAGAUACAUUCUGCUCCUCAUUGGGAAGCUAUUUCUUUCCUUUUUUAAAGUUGCGUUACCUGAGCGGGAGUUCACGGCGUCUAAAAUUAACAGCUGUGUUUAAUUAAUGAAGUGCCGACUGGAAACAGCCUGUUUCCACAGCAAGGUAGUAGCUACGUAGAAGGCCACCAACAGAUGCAACGAUAUGUAUAGUAUGCUAUGCUUAGGGCUGAACUAAACAAUGCAUUUUUUAAAAAAACCAUGCAAAGUAGCUUGAAAAGAGGCAGAUGGGAAAAAAAGGUGAAGAAGUGCUUUAUCUUUUCCCUACUUAACAGUUUUGUGCUGGAUCUGCUCCUUUUCCAGUAGGAUAUGUAUGGAAUAGAUAUUCGGCAAAGCAAAGUUAAGCAUUUCAUUCUGCUUGCUGAUGUUCUUAAAACUGACAGUCCCCUCAACCUGCGUUUUGAUUUAAAUUAAAAUAGUAUUCUUACAUUUUCCAUCCAAUUUGGCCUUCUAAGCAUGUUGGCUAUGCGAGAUAAAUAACAAAUUGCCGUAGACUAGGGCUGCAGGCUUAUAAAUGCGGAUCAGGAAUAACCCUCGUGCCGAUUUACGGGCUGCGAAUAGGUAUGCUGUUUGGUUAUUACUCAGCUCUCCUGGCUGGAAAUAUCAGAACCGUCUUCCUUGUUGGAUGUCACAUUUGGUGCGGAAGUCAUGAGUCUGUGCGGGUGUUGCAAGGGCUACGAAAAUGAAUCCACUCUCCAUCUAAGCUCCACCUUGUCAGGAGCGACUUGAGGAACUGGUAUGAGAGAAUUGGCUGUCUGCAAGGACGUUGCCCAGGGGAUGCCUGGAUGUUUUGAUGUUUUUACCAUCCUUCUGGGAGGCUUCUCUCAUGUCUCCAGCAUGGUGAGCUGGAGCUGACAGAGGGAGCUCACCCGCUCUCCCAGAUUCGAACCGCCAACCUGUUGGUCAGCAGUCCUGCUGGCACAAGGGUUUAACCCACUGCGCCACUGGGGACUCCUAUCAAGUAUGGUAAUGGAGCACAUCAUGGUUUCCGUUGUCUGUCAUGGAUAAAUGGGUGCGGUGCUGAUUCUGUUCCCUGUUUUAUAACUGGAUUGGGUGCUUUUCUUUUGAGCUCAGAAAGAGAGAUAGAGUAUGACCCCCAUAUCCACAGGGGAUAUGUUACAAGACCCCCUGUGGAUACCUGAAACGUAGCAAAACCUGGAAGCUUAGCAUGAAAUCACACAGGAGGGCCUCGAGAGGCAUACAAAGACUUUUAGAGAUGGUGGGAUAUCCUUUAGGACAUGGGUAAGAGAACUCUGUGGAUAAUGGGGGUUGUAGUGUAUAUGUAGAGCUUAGAAAUUAUAUUUUUUAGACUCUAACUCCCAGAAUUCCCCCGCCAGCUUGGCACCUGGCCACUCUUCAUACACCUCGAAGGUGUAGGACAGGCGUCCCCAAACUAAGGCCCAUGGGCCGGAUAAGGCCCUCCAAGGUCAUUUACCUGGCCCCUGUCCUAAACUUUAGACUUAGGGUUGACCUAAGUCUACCUGAUCUUUGGAGGUCUCUUUGCUUACUUAUGGCCUUAUGAGAUCGUCUAGAUGGUUUUUGAAGGUCUCUUUGCUUACCUAUGGUCCUAUGAGACCAUCUAGAUGGCUUUUGGAGGUCACUUUCCAUACCUAUGGUCCUAUGAGACUGUCUAGAUGGCCUUUGAGGAUCCCUUUCCUUACCUAUGGUUUUAUGAGACCGUCUAGAUGACCUUUGGGGGCCACUUUCCUUACCUAAGGUCUUAUGAAACCAUCUAGAUGGUCUUUGAGGUCCUUUUCCUUAUCUAUGGUCUUCUGAUAUCCUGAUGAGAUCAUUUAGGUGGCCUUUGAGGGUCCCUUUCCUUAUCUAUGAUCUUAUGAGACCAUCUAGAUGGCUUUUGGAGGUCAUUUUCCUUACUUAUGGUCCUAUGAGACCGUCUAGAUGGCCUUUGAAGGUCCCUUUCCUUAUCUAUGAUCUUAUGAGACCAUCUAGAUGGCUUUUGGAUGUCAUUUUCCUUACUUAUGGUCCUAUGAGACCGUCUAGAUGGCCUUUGAGGGUCCCUUUCCUUACCUAUGGUUUUAUGAAACCAUCUAGAUGGUCAUUGAGGUCCUUUUCCUUAUCUAUGGUCUUCUGAUGGCCUGAUGAGAUCAUCUAGGUGGACUUUGAGGGUCCCUUUCCUUAUCUAUGGUUUUAUGAGACUGUCUAGAUGGCCUUUGAGGGUUCCUUUCCUUACCUAUGGUCUUAUGAGACCAUCUAGAUGGUCUUUGGAGCUUUCUUUGCUUACCUAUGGUCUUAUGAGAUCGUCUAGAUCAGGGGUCACCAAUCUAAGGCCUAUGGGCCCCUGUCCUAAAUUUUAGACUUAGGGUUGACCUAAGUCUGAAACGACUUGAAGGCACACAACAACAACAAUCCUAAUUUUGGACUAUUUCAUCAUAAUCCAGCCCUCCAACAGUCUGAAGGACUGUGAAUCGGCCGUCCACUUAAAAAGUUUGAGGACCCUUGGUAUAGGAUGUAACUUCAGGGGCCUUAGGCUGUUAGGAAUGGUCGGAGUUGAAGUCCAAAACACAUGGAGGGCCGGAGUUUGCCCAUGCCUGGUGUAGAUGCAUCCUAGGUCUAUAUCCUUGCCAAACGUGGACCAUUGGAGGUUAUGGAACCCAUAAUGUUAUCCUUCCGUAGUGUGAAAGGACUCUAGUAUGGAACCAAUCUGAGCCAAUACACUCUUACAAAAACAGAGGGAACAGCUUUAUUCCAAAUUCUGUUAUCCAUCUGCUUAACACUAGGUCUCUAAUCGGAUCAGCAGGGUUUUAUUUUGCUUCUUGAGCUGAAUGACAUUUCUCCUCCUACUGCUGUUCAAUGUAUAGAAGCUGUAAUUGAAACUUUAACGUCAAAAAUAAGCUAGGAAAGUAACGAUCCAAACAGCUUUGCCUUCCGUUUUUGCUGCUCCCCAUUAUCUGCUGCCUGAGGCAACUGUUUCGUUUUGCUUCGUGAUUGAGUCGGCUGUGCCGAUUCACCUGGCCUGCUCUCCGAAUCUUUUAGCAAAACAUACAGUAGAGUUUCGCUUAUCCAACCUUCGCUUAUCCAACUUUCUGUAUUAUCCAACGCAGUCUGCCUUUUAGUAGUCUUUUGUUUUUGUAGUCAAUGUUUUCAAUACAUCGCAAUGCUUUGCUGCUAAAUUCAUAAAUACAGUAAUUACUACAUAUUGUUA